AUGUCUGCUACACUUGGUGAUUUUGAGAUUGAAGCAGAUUUACUCGACCCAAUUGAGACUACUACUACCAAUGUUGGCCAACAGCCAAAAAGUGCUCGUGGGACGCUGGAUGAAAGCAUACGGUCAACGUUGAAGAGAGAUGUUGAUAACAUACAUGCCCGAUUGCGGGAGGUAGUGUAUCCACACUUCCCCAUGGGAAUCUGGGCUGGCAGAGAGACGAAUUCGCAGAUAUAUAAGCAUAACACCGAUCUCUGGGCUCCGUUAGUAUUUGUGAUCCUGAACUCGCUUAUCAUGUCCAAUAGUCAGCACUCGCUAUUUUCUAGCGUUUUUGUGCUUAAUUGGGCUGUGAUAGCAGUAAUUGCGACUCAUAUCAAGCUUAUACAUACUGGUGAGUCCAUAUCGUGGCUUGCAUACGUGUCGAUGGGUGGAUAUUGUAUGUUUCCCCUUGUUUUAAAUUCUCUGCUGAACGUAGUUUGCUACCCUCUACUCUUAAGGCUGUUUUUGUCAGGAGCUUGGGAACUUAGGGUACUCUAUUUAGUACGGAUUUUUAGCAUUAUCCUCUUUUCAUUGUGGGCAUACGCUUCCAUAUGUGCCGUGUCGCGCUGCCAGGGGUUCGCAGAGAGAUAUCCUUUAGGUAUGUGUCUAUUUGGCUUGGGGAUAUUGUCUAUGACGCUAUCAAGCGCUCAUUGA
This is a messenger RNA of Eremothecium sinecaudum, 690 nucleotides long. RefSeq names its product Yip4p (gene YIP4). The record is from RefSeq and is a predicted model, not a curated record. Lineage: Eukaryota; Fungi; Ascomycota; Saccharomycetes; Saccharomycetales; Saccharomycetaceae. Gene Ontology annotation, cellular component: trans-Golgi network. Gene Ontology annotation, biological process: endoplasmic reticulum to Golgi vesicle-mediated transport. The coding region runs from base 1 to 690 and encodes 229 amino acids. The transcript has a single exon.